AUGACCGCAAUAACUUCAGCAAGAGGAAAGACAGAAGUGGUCAGUGCCAGGAGGACAGAAUCGCACGAUAUCCCRGAUAUCAUCAACCUCAUCCACAGCUCUACAAAACACACUUUUGGAAGGGUUAAUGUCACAUAUCUUUUAGAAAAAUCAAAUCUUGCUGUGACACUCAGCAAUGAGAAGAAAGAGGCUAUCGCCCAUGCUUUGUUUCUGGACUAUCCAAAUUGGAAUAUCACUGAUCAGUCUGACUGGGAAUCAUUCUUACAUGAAAACUACACUAACAACAAAUGCACACCUUUGAACACAUUGUUCUUGCAUCUUUUUGUGGCGAGAGACGAAUAUGCAGCUGGAUGUUCCCAAGAAAUUGUUAGGACAAUUUUUAAUGUAGUACCAGAACUACAAUUUGUUCUUCUCUUCAUGCCAGCUGAUGAGAAUUUAGAUUUGUCAUUUACAGACCCAGCCUUGGGAAAUAUUUUUGAAGAAAUGACAGCAGUGCCAGGCUGCACCAUGGAUCCAAACUUCACUUUGCUCGCCUGUCACAGGCAUCAAUACUGCCCACAGCUGUAUGUUCGCAAAGCAAGACUGGAAGACCAUGAUGAUCUCGUGCCAAUCUUGGCACGUCACAGCAGAACUCUGAAAGAAAUCUAUGGUGACUAUUUCCUUGUUGACCUCUUAGAAACUCAAGAUGAGGAAAAUCAGGCUGUUGUUGGUGAGGAUGGUGGCACUGCAGUGGGAUUCAUGAGCUUAUGCUCCACAGUAAAUAUCUCCUUGCUCCAUGAAUGUUUUGAUUUGGGACCCUUCCAUGGACUCUGUAAGCCACAUCCUGAUGAUAUUCUGAAGAUGCCGCUGGAACCAAACUUUCAAGAAGAUGAAGACGAAAGCAAGCAAGAGAGUCAAGAAGCAGAUUCUGUUUCAUCUCAAAACUUUGAACGUAGUGGUGAUCAAGAUGCAGCUAUUCAGCAGGAUGCGGUAGCUGUUCCCCAUACGGAGCUGCCGUUAGAUGAUGUCAGAGGCAAAGAUUUUAAGUUUGCAGCAACACCUGUCUUGGAGACUGAAGAAGAAGAUGCUUUUCGACCYGUGUACAGAGGGACUUCCAAUGUGUUCUGUAUCCGUCUGUUUUGUAUAGACAAGCAACAUGAAAGUAGAUCACUGGAUUUAUUGCAUUAUGCUUUCCAGCUUUUUCCGGACAAGGACUUCUGCAUCGUCCUCGUGCCCCAUCUCACACCCGAGUUCCAUCUGAUCCAGAGUUUCGUUCGAGUUGUCCCUUUCUGUACUUCCACAUUCAAUCAUGAGCUUUACCUCUUCCACCGUGUUGGAUUGCUCAAAUCAUUCCAUAUAAGAAAAGCAACAACCAAUGAUAUUCCUGGUGUUGAAAAGCUCAUUAAAACUCUUAGCUUGAAUGAAAGUAUAUUAAAUGACCUAAAGAUGUUUACCGUGGCUCGCAAGGAUCCAGAGGGGACUCCAGUGCAGGCGUUUGUAGCAGAAACUUUGGAUCAAAUAGUUGGCGUUUCUGUUAUUAAAGAUGAAAUGGAUAUUGAGUAUAUUCAUACACAUUAYAAUAUUGAAGAUUUUAUUAAUUUUUAUUACCACCAACGAGAGGAGCAUGGACAUCUAUAUCAUUUUGUGUUAAAUCCCAUAUUUCGUCACUAUACCAAACACUUUCUAAAGGAGAUUCUUCGUUUGGCCCACAAGUCUUCUCUUUACUACCCUAUUUAUCCACAGUAUGUGGAAGGCAAGUUUCAGAAUCCCUGUGCCCAUUCCCUGACAUCUGCCCUUCAUUACAUGGUUCCCGUGCGACCAAGACGACAGAUUGUCUAUCCUCUGGAAGAGCUUGGCAUCAACGCUCCGUCAGAGCAGGUCUCCAAGGAUCAGUUGGCCUAUGCUCUGAACUACACUGACCGAAAGCUGACGCUCGAAUCUAAAGUGUCCAUCAAUACGAGAAUUGUGGUGGUUGGUGCAUCCAAUGUUGGAAUCUCUUUUCUGGAAACACUUGUCUUUUGCCCGCAUCUGAAGUUUAACAAUCUGACCUUGAUUUCAGUUCAUGGCCUUCCAGGAAAAAACCCACCAGGCUCCAACCAUGGAAGAUUUUUAAUUAACAGCCACUGUUUUAAUGAUCAAGAUUAUGCACAGAUGUCACUUUGUUCCUGGGUUAAUGUUGUGGUUGGUAAAAUGACUGGCAUCAAUCGAGCUGCCAAAUAUGUAGUGGUCUCCAAGGGGAAAAAAGUGCCCUACGAUCACCUUGUUCUCUGCACAGGACAGCAGUACCAGGUGCCGUGUCCCACCGGAGCAGCUAUCAGUAAGCUCCCAACCAACCAUGAAGUUGAGGAGAAACAUCAGCAAAGGUGCCCAGGGGAAGCCCCUUCCAAUGUCUUUAUCCUGCGCGAUGACCAGGACUGCUUAGAGGCAAUGCACUGGCUGCAAGAAAACACGGUCAACUCGGAAGGCAACGUGAUUGUCUAUGGAGGCACCAUCGACGUCUACACCACGGUAGCCACGCUGCUGGCGCUUGGCAUUGGCGGCUCCCGCAUCCACGUGGUGCAGCCGCCCAGCGGCUCGCAGCUCACCUGCCUCAACGAGGGCGCUGUGGAGGGCGCUGUGGCGGCAGCGCUGGCCGAGGCUGGUGUGGCCGUCCACACCGGSGCCCUCCUGGCGGCGUGGGACGCAGGCGACGGGCCAGGCCGCGUCACCUGGGCCACCUUCACCACCAACACCAAGCUGCUACAGCUGCCCUGCUCCGCAUUUUUUAGCUUUGCCAAUAGGAUGGUGGAUUAUGAAACCUUCAAGGCAAUUAAUGAUGCUUGUCUCGUCUACGAUGGAAGGCUCGUCAUCAAUACUGACUUUCAAACGAACGAUGUCAGUAUCAGGGCUGCAGGCCCCUUAACCAAGUUCUCCAAUAGAUACUUUGCAAAUGAGUGGACUCACAGCAACUUCAAUUCAAAAGAGAUUGGCUUCCAGCUUGCUGUGUCCAUGCUGGAACUCCUUGAUCCAACCCUCGAGCCCCUUCCUGAGCCGCAGAAAGAUGGGGAUAGACUCAUCCCCAUGUACAAUGGCUGUGUUGUUAAAGGAGGUGUUUUUCCUGGAGGUUAUCAUUACUUGCAUAUUUGCAAACCAGAAAUCCCUAUAUGCCUGGACAUACGGCGUGCACAGCCUAAUUAUGGGAUGGAGAUUAUAACUGGAGAAGCAAGACAUGGGGAUUAUUUCAGGAUUCAUAUCAACGAAUACAGCAUGGUGGAGGCCAUCACUUGCUUUUCCAAGGAACCUCUUCCUGUCUCCAACUAUAUCUGCCUGUAUGGACAGCAUGAGCGUCUGCUGAAUGACCUCUGUGCCCGCUGGGACCAAAAGCUGAUUACAGACCUUUACAGCUACUUCAGGGAGCCUUGGUGCCUGGCCAUCUAUCACGAUCGGUUUAUUGAUCUGAAGAAGGACGUGCGGCAAAUCCUCAUGUCGAGCAAGAUGGAAGAUAUCUGCUGGUCGGGCUGGAGAGAAAGCGAGCAGAUGUCCUGCAGCAUUUAUACAGGUUUGGAAGAAUCUAUUAAACAAUCCAAAAGGAGUAUCAGGAAAUAA
Molecule: messenger RNA, 3564 nt
Organism: Nothoprocta perdicaria
Lineage: Eukaryota; Metazoa; Chordata; Aves; Tinamiformes; Tinamidae
Gene: CFAP61
Product: cilia and flagella associated protein 61
Exons: 25
Coding region: 1-3564 (1187 amino acids)
Source: RefSeq, a predicted model, not a curated record